AUGAACUCUACCCAUCACCAUGGAAUGCACACUUCUCUCCACUUCUGGAACCACAGCACCUACGGACUGCACAGCAAUGCCAGUGAGUCCCUUGCAAAAGGCUACUCGGACGGAGGGUGCUACGAGCAACUUUUUGUCUCUCCUGAGGUGUUUGUGACUCUGGGUGUCAUAAGCUUGUUGGAGAAUAUUCUGGUGAUUGUGGCAAUAGCCAAGAACAAGAAUCUGCAUUCACCCAUGUACUUUUUCAUCUGCAGCCUGGCUGUGGCUGAUAUGUUGGUGAGCGUUUCCAACGGGUCAGAAACCAUUGUCAUCACCCUACUAAACAGCACGGACACGGACGCACAAGGUUUCACAGUGAAUAUUGACAAUGUCAUUGACUCGGUGAUCUGUAGCUCCUUGCUUGCAUCAAUUUGCAGCCUGCUUUCGAUUGCUGUGGACAGGUAUUUUACGAUCUUUUAUGCCCUCCAGUACCAUAACAUCAUGACGGUUAAGCGGGUCGCGAUCAUCAUCAGUUGCAUCUGGGCAGCUUGCACGGUGUCGGGCAUUCUGUUCAUCGUUUACUCAGAUAGCAGCGCUGUUAUCAUCUGCCUCAUCACCGUGUUCUUUGCCAUGCUGGCUCUCAUGGCUUCUCUCUAUGUCCACAUGUUCCUCAUGGCCAGACUUCACAUUAAGAGGAUCGCCGUCCUCCCAGGCACUGGCACCAUCCGCCAAGGUGCCAACAUGAAGGGGGCGAUUACCUUGACCAUAUUGAUUGGGGUCUUUGUUGUCUGCUGGGCCCCCUUCUUCCUCCACUUAAUAUUCUACAUCUCUUGUCCCCAGAAUCCAUACUGUGUGUGCUUCAUGUCUCACUUUAACUUGUAUCUCAUCCUGAUCAUGUGUAAUUCCAUCAUUGAUCCUCUAAUAUAUGCACUCCGGAGCCAAGAACUGAGGAAAACCUUCAAAGAGAUCAUCUGUUGCUAUCCUCUAGGUGGCCUCUGUGAUUUGUCUAGCAGAUACUAA
This is a messenger RNA of Balaenoptera ricei (Rice's whale), 999 nucleotides long. RefSeq names its product melanocortin 4 receptor (gene MC4R). Gene Ontology annotation, biological process: G protein-coupled receptor signaling pathway. The transcript has a single exon. Lineage: Eukaryota; Metazoa; Chordata; Mammalia; Artiodactyla; Balaenopteridae. Gene Ontology annotation, molecular function: melanocyte-stimulating hormone receptor activity. Bases 1 to 999 code for a protein of 332 amino acids. Gene Ontology annotation, cellular component: membrane. The record is from RefSeq and is a predicted model, not a curated record.